AUGCUCUUCAUUCACGCUACUUUGGUCACCGUCAAUGCGAACCGUGAUAUUAUUGAGGACGGGGCCAUCCUGGUGGACGGACAGUUCAUUCUUGACAUGGGUAAAUCCGCCGAUCUUAUCUCUAGGCAUAACGGUCAAGAGACAAUCGAUUUGAAGGGUCAGAUUGUGAUGCCAGGCCUGAUAUCUUUGCACGUUCAUCUUGCUCAAUCUCUUCUCCGCACUGCGGGAGACGAUUUACCUCUUAUCGAUUGGCUCUGUGACAGAGUGUGGAAAAUGCAGGGAUGCUUCACCGAAGAAGAUGGUUAUGUGGCUUCCAAACUGACCAUUGCCGAAAUGCUAAAGUCUGGGACCACUACCUUCGUUGAAGCUCUUUUUGCUGAAAGAUACGGAUUCGAAGGCGCCGUCACGGCUGUCGCCGAAUCUGGUAUCAGAGGCUGCGUGGGGAAAGUCGUCAUGGACCAACCUAGAUACGCAACCCAGGAGGGUAUAAGCAUGCACGAAGGCCUCAUUGAAGACGAAACUUCUCUGGAAAGAGCGGUCCAAAUGUUUGACCGCUUCAAUGGCUCUGCUGAAGGCAGGGUGGAGGUCUGGUUCGGUGCCAGAACCCCCGGCGGCGUCACCGAAGAUCUUUAUCGUCGAAUGGUGAAGGUGUCCGAGGAAAAGGGUAUUGGAAUCACAAUGCACUGCGCCGAAAUCGAAGCAGACAGGGUAUUCUUUGCCUCCAAGGGCCACACUCCCAUGAGUUAUUGCAAAGACCUGGGGCUUCUAAAAUCUCGUACCGUUUUGGCCCACAUGGUCCAUUUAGACGACGGCGAUAUCGAGAUUCUAAAAAAUACGGGGGCUUCCGUGGCUCACUGCCCAGCCUCCAACGCCAAAUUGGGUUCUGGAAUUGCUAGAGUUAAAGAACUAGUAGAAUCAGGAAUUCCAGUAGGUCUAGGUUGCGACGGAUGUCCCUGUAAUAACACUAUGGACUUAUUACAAGAAAUGAAGUUGGCUUCUCUGUUACCAAAAGCGGUUCACAAAAACCCAACCAUUCUUCCGGCCGAACAAAUAGUGGAAAUGGCAACGAUUGUCGGAGCGAGAGCAAUCGGUAAAGAAGACCAGUUAGGUUCAUUGGAGAUUGGCAAAAAAGCUGACUUCAUCUCCAUCAACCUGGCCAACAAGUUAUAUGCCCAACCCAUGAGAGACCCAGUUUCAAUGAUAGUCUACAUUGCUACUGGUAAUGAUGUUGAGAAUGUGAUCAUUGAUGGUAGACUGGUGGUCAAAGACAAGGAGUUGUUGACCUUGGAUGAAGAAGCAAUCAUUAGAGAGGCAAAUGUGCAUGGUGAAUCAGUCAGACAGAGAGCUAAAUGCAUGGGGGGAUACAGUCGUUGGAACACAAUGUAA
Molecule: messenger RNA, 1386 nt
Organism: Komagataella phaffii GS115
Lineage: Eukaryota; Fungi; Ascomycota; Pichiomycetes; Pichiales; Pichiaceae
Product: Guanine deaminase, a catabolic enzyme of the guanine salvage pathway
Exons: 1
Coding region: 1-1386 (461 amino acids)
Molecular function (GO): hydrolase activity, acting on carbon-nitrogen (but not peptide) bonds
Source: RefSeq, a predicted model, not a curated record